Molecule: messenger RNA, 3721 nt
Organism: Hipposideros armiger (great roundleaf bat)
Lineage: Eukaryota; Metazoa; Chordata; Mammalia; Chiroptera; Hipposideridae
Product: E3 ubiquitin-protein ligase TRIM38-like
Exons: 7
Coding region: 1-1266 (421 amino acids)
Molecular function (GO): protein binding; zinc ion binding
Source: RefSeq, a predicted model, not a curated record
AUGGCGCCACGCUCUAGGANGCCAAAUCUGCGCCAGCACCCCUGUCCCCAGUGCCGGGCUCCAUUCAACAGGACAAGCCUGCGGCCCAACAAGCAGCUGGGGAACCUCAUUGAAGCCAUAAACAAGCUGGACCUGGAGAUGAUGUGCAAGGAGCACGGGGAGAAGCUGCACCUGUUCUGCGAGGACGACGGUCAGCUCAUCUGCUGGUGCUGUGAGCGGUCAUUCCAGCACAAGGGGCACAACACCACGCUCGUGGAGGAUGCGUGCUCAGGCUACAAGGAAGAGCUCCAGAAAGCUGUGACAAAUAUGAGACAACUGGAAAAGGAGUGUAGGAAUCGGAAAGAAUUCAUGACAAAGCAAAUAACCGAAUGGAAUAGGAAGGUGGAGCUUCAGACACAAAAAAUCCGGGAUGACUUCAAGGAGCUGCACAGGUUCCUGCAGGAGGAGGAGAAGUCUUACCUGUUGAAAAUAGAGAAGGAGAAUGAGCAGACUCUGAAGGCUCUGAGGGACAGCGAGGCCAGUCUGGAGCGCAAGAGGUGUGAACUCGAGAGUCAUAUCCAGCGCCUGGAGGACAGGUGUCAAGACUCAGCCCAGAAGCUGCUGCAGGGCGUGAAGGGCGCUUUGAGCAGGAGCUCGGCUGUGAAGCUGGAGAUGCCAGAUGCCCCGUCUUUGGAGAUUCAGACUGUCUGCGAUGUUUCUGAGCUUUACUUUGAUGUGACAAAGCUGUUAAGAGGCUAUCAAGUCAGCGUGACUCUGGAUCCAGAGACAGCUCAUCGGGAACUAAUCCUGUCUGAGGAUCAGAGACAAGUCACUAGGGGAAGUCCCCAGGAUAAUGUGAAAGAUUCUUCCCUUAGGUUUACCGCCUACCCCUGUGUCCUGGGCCAUCCGGGCUUCACCUCUGGACGACAUUACUUUGAAGUGUAUGUGGGAGAAGGAACUCUGUGGGGUUUAGGAGUUUGUAUGGAAAACGUGCAGAGGGAUAUUCGCAGGAGACAGGAACCCCAGUCUGGGUUCUGGGUCAUCAGGCUGUGCACCAAGGCCAGCUACAUAGCGAAGACAAGCUUUCCCCCCUUAUUUUUCCUGAGGAAGCAGCCCCGGCUUGUGGGGGUUUUCCUGGACUAUGAGGCAGGAGUCGUCUCCUUUUACAACAUGACCACAGCCUCCCACAUCUUCACCUUUCCCAGGGCCUCCUUCUCGGGUACGCUGUGGCCCUAUUUCCAGGUUUAUUCCUCUUCUCCUCUGUCUCUGCCUCCCCCAGAUGAGUAAACAAAGGCACAGUCUCCUUCUUGGCUUCACCAGCAUCAGGAAAAUAAUAUGAAUCCUGUGAGGCAGAAUUAGGUCUGUUUUCUUUCUGGUAUUUCUUUGAACCUAGAACAGUGUGGGUGGGGCCUCUCAUGGGUCCCUAAUAAUCUGCAUUGAAUGAAUAGAUGUAAGGACUGUAAAACAACACAGCUGGUCAGUCUGGAGGGAAACAAGAUCAUCGCAGUGACCAGACCUUGUCCUCUCCAUCCCCUUCCAUGUGGUCAGAGCUCUGAUUUCUGAGAGUCCUUGGGUGACCAGCAGGGUGACCCAGAGGUCAGGUCUGAGUCCUCCCAGUUCAUUUCACACCAUUUGAACUCGUGUGGGGAUGAGGGGAAGCUGCAAGUCUCGGCCCAUGGCAGGAAGUUAACAGAGCAGUGACUCCUGUGCACACUGAUGUUUGGUGAACAGCCUGAGCUACGGUUCUGGGUGGUGGUGAGUGCAGAGGCUGUCAGACCUGGCGGAAGCCAAGCCAAGUGUGAGAGAAGACUCAGAAUGGGCUGAGAGUGAGAUGCUGCAAAGGGGGAGGAGAUGAAGGAGGUCAUAACGAAGUUUGCUGAGGGACACAGUCCUGGAAUAGAAGCUGAUGUUCUCUCAACUGUACUAGCACCAUGUCUUAAAAUAUUUCUAAUCUCAGUCAAUAGGAACCGUGGUCAUUGUUCUUGGCUGUGUAGAUUAUGAUUCAGAUACAAACCAAUAGGCCUUAACUAUACAUAGGUUGACAUGGAAAAGUACAUUCCAUGUCAAACCCAAAUCAUCAGACCUGAGUUGACUAAUGACAGGACCAUGAUGGAGUCUCUAAAACAGAGAACAUUAAUGUUGACUAAAACACGUCAUAAAAUCGCUAAAUGUUAUGAUAGUUUAUAGUUGAUAUAAAAGGCGAUUUUCAUCAAUGUUGCAGUUCUCUCACUUCCUUUCUCUAGAAACAGGUGAAAUGAGGCAAAUGAGUUGUUUCCAGUUGUCUGAGGCAUGGUUGGGCCUCCACCCCCAUCAGAGGAAGACAUGGCAGAGGUCAGCUUAUCUCCCACUCUCCCCAGUGUCAUAAGUUCUCCGAGACACACUGAGAGAAACUGGGUAUAACUCAAAAGUGAAGAGCAGCAGAAUACACCACCCCACAUAUGUCACUUGGGCAUACCAUCUAUAUUGGGCUAAGGCAGAUGAGAAAAAAACAGAAACAAGAAAACCUCUUUGUCCUCCCCAUUUGCCUAAAACCAGGACAUGAAGUUGUAAAGUGUCCCCCCUCUUCUCUGUACCAGGAAAGACAGAAGCUAAUCACCAGACACAACUCUACACCCUUAUCAACCCAGAGACAGCACCAGAGGAACCUACAGGACAAACCUUGUGAAAACCAGCCCUUAUUUACUAUUACUUUCCCCAUAUCAGUCUUCACACAUUUGCAGCCUAAGAAGUCAUUUUCCUUUGUCUUGUUACUUCUCUAAAAAUCCUGUUUUUUUGAUAAGAUGCUGUAUUAGCCCAAGUUUCGCCCUCUGCUCUGAGUUGCUGAUGUCAGAGCAUCUCCACCUGUACACAGGUACCCAGGAAAAGUGGCCUGUUUCUCCUUGGCUCUCUCACUGUGACCACACUCACAGCACUCCACUUCUGACACCAGAGAUAAAGGUAUUUUUCCCACACCAAGUCGGAUGUCUCUCAAUUCAAUUCAAUUCUGACACUAACUGGAGUGGGACAGACCCCACUGGUAAAGGGUCUAGUCCCACAAGACUGUUCCUGCCCACCCCCACCUCAGACACCAGUCACGAGUCCAGGUUAUUACUCUAAUUCUGACUGACCGGGUAUAAAUUGAAGGUUCCCAUGACCCCUUCAUAGGGUUCCAUUAUUUGCCAGAACAGCUCCCAACACUCAGGGAAAUUCUUUGUUUACUAGUUGAUUUUACAGUAAAGGAUAUGGCAAAAAAGACGAAUGAGCAACCAGAUGAAAAGACACAGAGGACAAAGUCCAGAAGGGUCCCCAGCACCAGAGCUUCUGUCCCUGUGGAGUUGGGAGGUGCUCGCCAGGCACAUGGAUGUGUUCACCUUCCCAGAAGCUCUCUAAAGCCUGUGCUUCUCAGUUUUUAUGGAGGCUUCAUCAUGUAGGCAUGAUUAAUCAUUAAGUUAAUCCCCAGGUCCUCCUUUCUCUCUGAAAGGUGGGGAAUAGAGCUGAACGUUCCAAGUUUCUAAUGAUGGCUGGGUUUUCCUGGUGACCAGCCCCCACCUCAAGCCCCACAGGAGCCCACCCUAACUGGCCUCAUUAGAAUAAAAAAUGCACCUAUCACCCAGGAUAUUGCAAGAGAUUUAGGAAAUCCAUACCAGCAACCAGAGUUGAAGACCAAAUAUUAGAACAAAAGAUGCUCCUUGUGCUUUUAUUACUUAGAAAAUCACAGGGGUUUCAUGAGUUCUGUGCCAGGAACUGGGGGCAGAGGCUAAUA